Messenger RNA from Lasiosphaeria miniovina, 1743 nucleotides. RefSeq lists its product as uncharacterized. The record is from RefSeq and is a predicted model, not a curated record. Bases 1 to 1743 code for a protein of 580 amino acids. The transcript has 2 exons. Lineage: Eukaryota; Fungi; Ascomycota; Sordariomycetes; Sordariales; Lasiosphaeriaceae.
AUGCCUUUUUUCAACGCCCGCGACAUCAUCUCGAUGCCGGGCGGGGACAAUUCGAGCGACACGUUGAUCGGGAAUGUCCACUUUAACAAGACGACGCUCGACUUCUGGAACUACACGCUGUACUCCAACAACACGCUGUCCAACGGGUCGUGGUGCAUCCUCACCUUCCCCCCCUACACGCCGUCGCUCGUCGAACCCAAUGGCACCUUUGUGAAUGUGACGUAUUGCUACUCUGCCGUAAACCCCAUCGGACUGCGCUCCGGCAUUGGCGUCGGCUUCGCGGCCCUCUUUGGCUUGAUGCUAAUCCCAACACUGGUCAACCUCAACAAGCAUGGCAAGUUGUAUCUGCCUGCCGAACGGCGCUUCCAACCUGUCGGGAGGAGAUGGCAAUGGUACUGGGGCGCUAUCGUCAGUGCCACCGCUCUGAUCAGCCUGCUCACCAACAUCGACGUCGACCGCUACUAUCUUCCCGAGCUGCCCAUCGUGCUCACCUCCUUCUUCUGGUAUAUCAUGCAAAUGUGCUCCAUGGCCCUUGUCUGGGAAGCCGUGCGUCAUUGGGGCAGCUGGAUGGAGAGGCAGUUUAUCGAUCCGAACCCUUUUAUACUUCCUCAAAACGACAAAAGAUCGAAUAUUGAGUUCUGGCUGCCUUUGGUCUUCUACUUCUGGCUCUGGCUGAACUUCUUCUUAAUCGUCCCUCGCAACUGGGGGCGGAUCGAGCUGCAGCGAUAUCCGCAACAGAUCAUCGACGAGGCAAUCCCCGCCGCUACUGACGGCCGCUUCAAGGCUGCCGCAUUUGUGAUGGUUGUCUGCUGGCUCAUAAUAGCCUUCUUCCUGCGCCACGCGAUUAAGCACUACAAGGAGCGGAACCGCGGUAUCAUCAAUCGCUUCAUCGGCCUUAUCCGCUUCAUGCCGAUCAGGUUCCGGCUACUCCUACCCCUCGCCGCCGUGAUACCAACCUAUCAGGCAAUGGUUGCAUGGGAAUUUUCUUGGAGCCCCAUGAACGUUCAUGGCAAUAAUGCUGCUAUUUACGGCGGAGGAUAUGCGCCAUCCCUUCUGAUCCUGGUUAUACAGGCCGUGUCCGGUUUUAUGCGGCCAAACGAGGACCGCGAGCUGCAACGCCAGCGUCGUGAGAGAGGCACCGCCAUCGACCGCGAGAUCGGCAUCACGCAUAAGCCGGCGUGGUGGCAACGUGCCAGGGCCGACUUCAACGCCAACGAGACCAUUCGCGAACGCAUAGCACGCAAUGUGCGCGAGGUCGGCGGCGGGAAAGCGACGGCCCGCAACCUAGAUCACAUUGUCGAGGCACGCAGCGCCAGAGAGGACCGCGAACAGAACAACGGCGCCGCGGCGGGCGAGUCGGUCGAGAUGGAUUCCAUGCCGCCUCGCCCGCUCUCGCUGUCCCAGCAGGCGACCGACCUCUUGGGCCCCAUCGCCCCGGGUGACUUCGAGCGCGCCCGGAACGUUGCUACCCUGUACGGCGGCAGAUCGGAGCGGCGGCGGACCGAGACCGCGAUGGCUGCCGCCGCAGGGGUUCUGUUCCCCGCCGGCAGCAACGAGGCGGCCGCAGCAGCCGCCCGUCGGCGCGCAGAGAUCACCAUGGAUGGGCCGCCGCCGCCGCCCUAUGCGGAUAGAGGGCGGCAGGGCGCCGGAUCGAGGUCGACGGCAGCGCGGAGCAACAGCACCGAGACUAUUAACAGCAUUAACCAGCCGCCACAGCAAAUUAAGAGCAUGCUGGACGUUUGA